CUUCCUGCCAUCGGCAACCAUCAACCGGAAACUCGUAACAGACUGAGGGAAAUGAAUGUAAAAUAUGAAUGCACUGACUUUUCGCAGUUUCAGGAACAACUGAAAAAGAUGCGCGAUCUGGACGACAAAAUCAUUUACGCCCUGAAUACCUCCAUCCCGACGGAAUCGUUCAAAGGUCAAGUGGACGCGGAAGUGAAGUGCCGCGACCUGCACGUUCAGCUCGAAUCCGGCUACAACCAUCGGCAGGAAGCGAUAAAGAACUGCAUUGUGGUGUGUGCCAAUUCGGUCAAAAUGCUCAAAGAAAAGCGAGAGGAACACAGGGACGAUGUUGGUCUGAACAAACAGUUCAAGACGGAACAGCGAAAGUUACGGUUACUGCAGGCAGAACUGAGCGUGGAGGACAUCAUACGCGAGCGAACACAGAAAACCUUCCGCGAACGGUGCCGGUUAUUCUUUCGCUUCGACUCGAUGUAGAAGACCAUUGACGACAGACUACGCUGACCGAGUUUCGAAGUGCCGAAGUUUCGCUCAGGGCCGCAUUUUGGUUGGAAAGUGCAUUUAUAGAUAAGUGGAAAAGUGCAACAAAGGGAAUCGCAGAACCCUGUGUACCGCUUCUGGUCAAGCGAGGAAGCAAUUUUAUACGCAUAUUUUGGGCGUUUCGAGCAAAUGAGACGAGCAGCAGUGGAGAGAAAAGAAAUACAGUGUAGAACCUCAAACAGACGAAAUGUU
This is a messenger RNA of Anopheles cruzii, 729 nucleotides long. RefSeq names its product protein MIX23 (gene Ccdc58). Gene Ontology annotation, cellular component: mitochondrial intermembrane space; mitochondrion. The coding region runs from base 52 to 474 and encodes 140 amino acids. The record is from RefSeq and is a predicted model, not a curated record. NCBI's taxonomy places the organism in Eukaryota, Metazoa, Arthropoda, Insecta, Diptera, Culicidae. The transcript has 3 exons.